Molecule: messenger RNA, 1490 nt
Organism: Papaver somniferum (opium poppy)
Lineage: Eukaryota; Viridiplantae; Streptophyta; Magnoliopsida; Ranunculales; Papaveraceae
Product: metal tolerance protein 5-like
Exons: 6
Coding region: 141-1328 (395 amino acids)
Biological process (GO): transmembrane transport; monoatomic cation transport
Cellular component (GO): membrane
Molecular function (GO): manganese:proton antiporter activity
Source: RefSeq, a predicted model, not a curated record
UAAUUCUCAUUUAGUGCCACACAAAACCCUAAUUAAAAUUACUAGUUAACAGAAAUAUAAAAGUGUACACUCCCCUUUCCUCAAUUCCUUUCGUUAUACUCUAGGUUUGUGUUCUUUUUAUCUCUAACUCAGAGGUGAAUAUGGUGGAUCCGAUAAUCGGCGAUGGAAUUUCUGGAGACACAGAAGAACGCUUGUUACCGGACUCAGAAAACGAUAACCAAUGGAGAUUAAAUUUUAAUGAUUUUGAAAGAUAUGAUCAUCAAGGAAGAAGAGGAACUACUAAUACUCAAUGUUUUCACAAGUGUCUCGAGGUUUUAGCUCCAGAAGAUGUGGUGGCCACUUAUUACCAGCAACAGGUACAAAUGUUGGAUGGGUUCAGUGAGAUGGAUGCGUUAACUGAUCGUGAUUUUCUCCCCGGAAUGACAAAGGAGGAGCAAGAAAAUUUGGCUAAAAGUGAAAACUUGGCUAUCAGAAUAUCAAAUAUAGCAAAUAUGCUUCUUUUUGCUGGAAAAGUUUUUGCUUCAGUCCAUAGUGGUUCAUUGUCUAUAAUAGCGUCUACACUGGAUUCACUUCUUGAUCUCUUAUCAGGUUUCAUUUUGUGGUUCACCUCAUUCUCUAUGCAGACCCCAAACCCCUACCGAUAUCCUAUUGGGAAAAAACGCAUGCAACCAUUGGGAAUCAUUGUUUUUGCCUCUGUAAUGGCGACAUUGGGGUUGCAGAUUAUUUUGGAGUCCGUACGUACCCUGAUAACUCAUCAUGAUUUCAACUUGACUAAGGUGCAACAGCUGUGGGUGAUUGGGAUCAUGUGCACUGUAACGUUGGUUAAGUUUUGCCUGAUGCUUUAUUGUCGCACUUUCUCCAAUGAAAUUGUCAAAGCUUAUGCUCAGGAUCAUUUCUUUGAUGUCGUGACCAACAUCAUUGGUCUAGUUGCUGCCAUCCUCGCAAAUUACUUCAAGGAUUGGAUGGACCCUGUUGGGGCUAUAAUUUUAGCACUGUACACAAUUCGAACAUGGUCAUCAACAGUACUUGAAAAUGUGAACUCACUUGUAGGCAGAUCAGCAGCACCUGAGUAUCUCCAGAAGCUAACAUACCUUUGCUGGAACCAUCACAAGGCUAUAAUGCACAUCGACACUGUCCGAGCUUACACAUUUGGAUCUCACUACUUUGUUGAGGUCGACAUCGUUUUGCCAUCUGCAAUGCCACUGAGGGAGGCACAUGAUGUCGGAGAGUCCUUGCAGAUAAAACUUGAACGCUUGCCAGAGAUUGAGCGCGCCUUUGUUCAUCUUGAUUAUGAAUUUACCCACAAACCUGAGCAUGCCCAAUCUUAAACCUUAGGGUCAGAGAACAUGUCAUUAUUUUGAACUUACAUAUGUUGUUGAAUAAACGUAUAAAUUGUAGUUAUCUUGUUGUCUGGAUUUUAAUCUGACUAGCAGUGGACCAGUGUUUCUACCAGUUCAUUUACUAAAGGAGAUUUCUUAGCUUUUUUCUCA